AUGGUGGUGGUGUAUAAACCCGAGUUCGUCGCGCACGACGGGACGGCGCCGAUAUUCUCCGUGGACGCCGCGCCGGAUGGGUCGAGAUUCGCCACGGCGGGAGGCGAUCAAAAGGUGAAGGUUUGGGCGCUCGCGCCGGUGCUUGAACGCGAGAUUGAGGCGGAUGAAAACGCGCCGAAGUGCUUGGCGACGCUGAGCGAUCACUUCGGACCGGUGAAUUGCGUGCGGUUCUCGCGGAAUGGACGGUAUUUGGCGAGCGGGUCGACGGAUACGAGCGUGUUGGUGUACGCGCUGCGAGAGGGACCGGGAAAGGCGGCGUUCGGGAGCGCGGAUGCGCCGAACGUGGAGAAUUGGACGAUCGCGGCGAGGUAUAGGGGACACGGAUCGGAUGUGAUCGAUAUCGCGUGGUCGCCGGAUGAUUCCAUGUUGGCGUCGUGCUCGCUCGACAACUUGGUGAUUAUCUGGGACUGUCGCACGGGGAAUCCGGUGGCGACGCUUCGAGGGCACACGAGCUUUGUCAAAGGCGUGGCGUGGGAUCCGAUAGGGAAAUUUCUGGCGACGCAGAGCGAUGAUAAGACGUGCAUCAUAUGGCGUACGGAUGAUUGGACGCAAGUGGCCAAGGUUGAGGAACCGUACCAGGCGUCCAUGGGCGCAACGUUUUCGAUGCGCCUGUGCUGGAGCCCGGACGGCAAGGCGGUGACGACUUGUAACUCGUACAAAAAGCCGUCUCACACGGCAUCGGUGUUGGAACGCGGGUCUUGGGGGAGCAACUUUGACUUCGUCGGACACAAAGGACCCGUCGUUGCCGUGCGCUUCUCGCCCGUGCUUUUCCACGACGAGAAGCGAGAUAAAGUUCACACAGUCAUCGCGUGUGGGUCGCAAGACUGCAAACUGACAAUUUGGACCACGAACAGGCCAAAGCCAGUGUGUAUCGUGCGUAAAUGCUUCUCGCAGUCCGUGGUGGACUUGUGCUGGACUCCGGAUGGGUACACAUUGCUGGCGUGCAGCACCGACGGGACACUGUGCACGUUUAAGUUUGACCCGGCUGAAAUCGGUGAAAAGUUGGACGACACCGCCGCUGAAGCCUUUUUGUCCGAGACGUACGGUGAUAUCAAACGCAACCGCGCGCCCAUGCUGGAAGAUCCCACGUUGCUUGGAUUCGCGGCGGCUGCGCCGGGCGAGUUAGACGACGUGUCCAAGGGUGUGAAGACAACUCCGCCGCCCCCGAAGCGAAUUCAGCCCGCGCCGAUUCGAAGUAAUAAUGGCGUAGCACAAAACGGAGUGGCGACAAUAUCAGCGCAACGCGAGACGGUGAGUAACGACGGUCGUCGACGCAUUGUUCCCGUCGCAGCCACCGGUCCAUCUGAUGCUACGAAUGGAUUGAAACGUAGAAUAGAACCUACGGCAAUGAAUGGGGGCAAUGGAGUGCAGAGUGCUUUUGAGGCGCCAUCUGCGCCCGCACCGAAGCGAGUGGCGCUUCAACCGACGCAAGUGCAGCAGGUUCCACCGACUACUCCGUCGAUGCCGCAGCGUUCGCAAAUUCCUACUACAGCAUUGCCCGCACCACCGCCUCUUCCCGUGGCUCCGGCGCCCGAGGCGGAUGAAGGAAGCGAGGAACGCGCACCACUACUUCUCGAGGCAAAGAACCACCAUGAGCGCUCUUAUGUGGAGCUGGUUUGCUCGCAAGCGGGUAAGAUGAAGUGGACGGAUCGCAUCGAUAUGAAAGCUACUCAUCUCAGUGGAAAUAAGAACUUCUGCGCUGUUGCUCUUGAGGAUGGUUCAUUGCAACUCUACACCCCAUGCGGUCGGCGUUACAUGCCGUCUCUGCUUUUGCCUGAUCGAGCUGCGUUCUUAGUGUCCGGCAAAGAUGAUUCGUCCCUUUUGAUCGUUACUAGAGACUACACGCUCCUUGUGUGGAACGUGGCCGUGGGCAAAGAAACUUGCACGCUCAAGGCGGACUGCUCGGCGCUCGUGCGUAGUUCCUCGCGCUCUGGAGUUGCGCUCGCGACGGUGCGACUGUCAAAGUCCGGGGCUCCGAUUUUCACCUUCACGAAUGGUUACGCUUACGUCUAUCACAGUGAUCUGCAAACGUGGGCUCGAGUUGCCGACCAAAGCUUCAUGCGAUCGGAGUUUACAUCUCGGCUUCGUCAGCCGGGUAGUUCAGGCUUUGGGGAAAUGCAAGCAUUGCAAAUCGCCGCUGCCCGCGCUGCCGCGCACGUAGGACCAGCUGCACUGCUGCAGACAAGUGGACUGACAGCACGCCGCGAAACUGGCAGACACUUAGAAAUUCUAGUUGCGGGUGCAGCCAUGUUGCAAUCCGCGGACGAAUUCAAAUCGUGGCUUGCGGCGUACGUGCGUCACUUGGCGACUGAGUGCGGUGAUGAUCCUCGCACUACGUUUGUCGGGGCAGAAUCACAACUUCGCGAAGUUUGCACCGAAUUCCUCGGGCCUCUGAGUGCGAGCACGUCAGUCGACACGUGGGCUUCAGAAAUCCUCGGCAUCAAGAAGCGCACGCUCCUUCGUGAAGUGAUAAUUCCGACCAUCGCGGCGAAUGGCAGCGCUCAGCGACUCAUCGCCGAAGUUGUUACGCUGUUGGAAGCCGCGGAACAGCGCGAGAAGGACGCAACAAAAAUUUGAGCGAGUUCAUGAUGACUUCUAGAUGUUUGUGUAAAAUUACAAUCAAAUCAAUACUCU
Ostreococcus lucimarinus CCE9901 is the source of this 2694-nucleotide messenger RNA. RefSeq lists its product with no specific name. Gene Ontology annotation, biological process: regulation of DNA-templated transcription; chromatin remodeling; DNA-templated transcription. The record is from RefSeq and is a predicted model, not a curated record. NCBI's taxonomy places the organism in Eukaryota, Viridiplantae, Chlorophyta, Mamiellophyceae, Mamiellales, Bathycoccaceae. Gene Ontology annotation, molecular function: protein binding; nucleosome binding. The transcript has 3 exons. Gene Ontology annotation, cellular component: HIR complex; nucleus. The coding region runs from base 1 to 2637 and encodes 878 amino acids.